AUGGGCCCUCAACUUCUCUUCAAAGCAAUAGGCUUUUCCCUGCUUGUAAUAGUUGGUAUUCCAGGGAACAUGUUCAUUCUUAUAAAAUUUACCUUAAACAAAAUAAUUGAGAAGAAAAUUCUUCCAACCAACACAAUACUGACCAUGUUGGCAAUAGCCAAUCUUCUAGUUAUCCUUUCUCGAAUCAUCCCACAAUCCCUAAAUGCAAUAGGUGUACAGAAUUUACUUGAUGAUACUGAAUGCAAACUUGUCAUUUUUACAUACAGAAUAAGUAGAGCUAUGUCUAUUUGUAUCACAAGUCUACUUAGUUUUUGCCAGUGCAUUACGAUUGCCCCAUCCUUUAGAGUGUGGUUGUACCUAAAACAGAAGAUUUUACAAAAUGUCAUGACCGUCAUCAUCAUUUUAUAUUUAAUCAACCUCUCAAUAUAUCCUUACAAUAUUCUUGAUGCACAUGCUAGGAAAAACAUGACAACUUCACCUUACACCCUUCAUUUAGUAUAUUGUGAUGCUGACUUUUUAACAUAUACAGCAUACAUUGUCAAUGGAACUUUUAAUGCCCUUCGAGAUUUUACUUUUGUAGGACUGAUGGUAUUUGCAAGCAUUUACAUUGUGUAUACCUUGCUUCAACAUGAGAAAACUGUGAAAGGAAUGAGGAGCUCGGACAAAGAUAAAAAAAGAUCGACAGAGUACAAAGCUUCAAGAGCAGUCAUUUUAUUAGUUGUACUCUAUGUUAUACUGUAUGGACUAGAUAAUGCAAUGUGGAGCUACACGUUAACUUUGUCUAAUGUAAGCACUGACAUGAAUGAUAUCCGGAUAUUUUUAGCAUCUUCAUAUGCGACACUCAGCCCAAUAGUCAUUAUUAUAACCAACCCUAAACUUAAACAGAGUUGGAAAUAUUUAUCUGGGAAGAGGCCUUUGCACAAGGAUCACAAAAGAGUUGUACAUGGC
This is a messenger RNA of Bufo bufo (common toad), 948 nucleotides long. RefSeq names its product olfactory receptor class A-like protein 1. The transcript is spliced from 2 exons. The annotation marks the transcript as partial. Gene Ontology annotation, cellular component: membrane. Gene Ontology annotation, biological process: G protein-coupled receptor signaling pathway. Gene Ontology annotation, molecular function: pheromone receptor activity. The record is from RefSeq and is a predicted model, not a curated record. NCBI's taxonomy places the organism in Eukaryota, Metazoa, Chordata, Amphibia, Anura, Bufonidae.